AUGCUCGCAACACGGGUAUUCCGAUCGCAUGCAGCGCGCAAGGCUGUCUUUGCAGGAAUUAGAUCUAUUUCUUCUUUGCCCUCGCAAUCUGAACCAAAUAAAUCAUGGACACCCGUACCAUACAUCACAGAGACGAUUGGAGGUGGAUGGCGUACCUCGGAUAUAUUUUCUAAGCUUUUACAAGAGCGAAUCAUCUGUCUAAACGGCGAAGUAAAUUCAUCCCUUUCGGCGGCUGUUGUAGCCCAACUUCUUUACCUCGAAUCCGACGCUCCAGAAAAAGCCAUAACUCUAUACAUCAACUCCCCAGGCGGCUCUGUCACCGCCGGUCUCGCCAUUUACGACACAAUGACUUACAUCAAAUCGCCCGUUUCCACUGUGUGCGUCGGUCAGGCCGCAUCCAUGGGUUCGCUUCUUCUAUGUGGAGGAGAACCAGGAAAAAGAUUCUGUUUACCGCAUAGCUCGAUUAUGAUACAUCAACCCAGUGGAGGGUAUUCAGGUCAAGCUACGGAUAUUGCGAUUCAUGCGACAGAGAUUCUGAGAGUCAGAAAGAGCUUGAAUGAGAUUUACAAGAGGCAUUUGACGAAAGAACAUAGCCUGGAAGAAAUUGAGAAGAUGAUGGAGAGAGACAAGUUUUUGAGUGCGCAGGAAGCGUUGGAGAUGGGGAUUGUGGAUGAAAUUCUUGACAGACGGGAACCUGAAGGAAAGAAGGAGAAUAGUUAG
Messenger RNA from Botrytis byssoidea, 720 nucleotides. RefSeq lists its product as uncharacterized. Gene Ontology annotation, cellular component: endopeptidase Clp complex. NCBI's taxonomy places the organism in Eukaryota, Fungi, Ascomycota, Leotiomycetes, Helotiales, Sclerotiniaceae. The coding region runs from base 1 to 720 and encodes 239 amino acids. Gene Ontology annotation, biological process: protein quality control for misfolded or incompletely synthesized proteins. Gene Ontology annotation, molecular function: serine-type endopeptidase activity; ATPase binding; ATP-dependent peptidase activity. The transcript is spliced from 4 exons. The record is from RefSeq and is a predicted model, not a curated record.